Vicia faba (fava bean) is the source of this 2319-nucleotide messenger RNA. The record is from the annotation of a GenBank genome assembly. NCBI's taxonomy places the organism in Eukaryota, Viridiplantae, Streptophyta, Magnoliopsida, Fabales, Fabaceae.
AUGGAUCUUAGCGAAGAAGUUAGGCAAGCUCACAAGCGAGAGUUCGCCGAUUUCCUGGACCAAGAUAUCGGAAAGAGCAUUUACAUGGACGCAAUCAAAGCUCUAAUCAACCACAAGCGCCGUCGUCUCAUCGUCAACAUCUCUGAUCUCCACAACUACCAGGAUUUGGGUAACAGGAUUCUGAGAAAUCCGAGUGAGUAUAUGCAGUCAUUCUGUGAUGCGGUGACUGAUGCUGCUCGUGCUAUUGAUCCAAAGUAUUUGAAGGAAGGGGAACAGGUUCUUGUGGGACUUGAAGGCCCUUUUGUUUCUCGCAGGGUUACUCCUAGGGAUCUUCUUUCUGAAUUCAUAGGUUCUAUGGUUUGUGUUGAGGGCAUUAUCACCAAAUGUUCUCUUGUAAGGCCAAAGGUUGUUAAAAGUGUUCAUUUCUGCCCAACCACUGGUAGCUUCACGCACCGUGAUUAUCGAGAUAUUACAUCUAAUUUGGGUUUGCCCACUGGGUCUGUGUAUCCCACAAGGGAUGAAAAUGGCAACUUACUUGUGACUGAGUAUGGGCUGUGCAAAUACAAGGAUCAUCAAACUUUGUCCAUGCAGGAAGUCCCUGAAAAUUCUGCGCCUGGUCAGCUCCCAAGAACAGUGGAUGUCAUAGCAGAGGACGACCUUGUUGAUUCUUGCAAGCCUGGGGAUCGUGUGGCUGUUGUUGGGAUAUAUAAGGCUCUUCCAGGAAAAAGCAAAGGCAGUGUUAAUGGUGUAUUCAGGACUGUGCUCAUAGCCAACAAUGUAGCUCUUCUCAAUAAAGAAGCUAAUGCUCCAAUCUACAGCCCUGAUGACCUUAAAGAGAUAAAAAAGAUAGCUGAAAGAGAGGAUACAUUUGACUUGCUUGGUAAUUCACUUGCCCCUUCCAUACAUGGACAUGCUUGGAUAAAGAAAGCAGUGAUUUUAUUGAUGCUUAGUGGAGUGGAGAAGAACUUAAAGAAUGGCACUCAUUUGAGAGGUGACAUUAACAUGAUGAUGGUUGGUGAUCCCUCUGUUGCCAAGUCCCAACUUUUGAGAGCAAUUAUGAAUAUUGCCCCCUUGGCCAUAUCAACUACAGGUCGGGGUUCUUCUGGGGUUGGUUUGACAGCAGCGGUUACUUCAGAUCAAGAAACAGGAGAAAGAAGGCUAGAAGCUGGGGCAAUGGUUCUUGCUGACAGAGGUGUUGUCUGCAUUGAUGAAUUUGACAAAAUGAAUGACCAAGAUCGUGUAGCUAUACACGAAGUUAUGGAACAGCAGACUGUAACUAUUGCUAAGGCUGGGAUCCAUGCAUCGCUUAAUGCUCGUUGCAGUGUGGUGGCGGCUGCAAAUCCCAUAUAUGGAACUUAUGAUCGUUCACUGACUCCAACUAAAAAUAUUGGACUCCCAGACUCCUUGCUUUCUCGAUUUGAUUUGUUGUUUAUUGUGUUGGAUCAAAUGGAUCCUGAUAUUGAUCGCCAAAUAUCAGAGCAUGUCCUGCGAAUGCAUCGAUUUCGUUCUGCCAUUGAUGGAGGUGAGGCUGCACAUGAUGGGAGUGCAAGAUAUGGACGAGAAGAGGAAGCUGAUACUGAGACAUCUGUCUUUGUCAAAUAUAACAGAAUGCUACAUGGAAAGAAAACUGAUAGAGGUCGCAAGCGCGAUACACUUACAAUUAAGUUUCUUAAAAAGUAUAUCCAUUAUGCCAAGCAUAGGAUUCAACCGGACUUGACUGAUGAGGCAUCUGACCAGAUUGCCACAGCAUAUGCUGAGCUCAGAAAUGCGAAUUCUAGUGCAAAGACUGGAGGAACACUUCCUAUAACUGCCAGAACUUUAGAAACCAUAAUACGUCUCUCAACUGCUCAUGCCAAAUUGAAGUUGAGCAGAAAGGUUACAAAGUCUGAUGUGGAUGCUGCUUUGAAGAUUCUUAAUUUUGCAAUAUAUCAUAAAGAGCUGACGGAAAUGGAUGAGCGUGAAGAGCGGGAAAGAGAACAGGAGAGGAAGCGUAAGGCUGAUGGUGAAAACAAUGGUCCUGACCGUGGCUCUAAAAGCAGAAGAGACUCAACAUCAGAUGCCAUGGAAGUAGACGAUACCUCAGCAGCCCAACCAGCUGUUGGUCUCACUCCUGAAAGAAUUGAAGCAUUCAAUUCCCUAUUUGGUCAGCAUAUGCGUGCCAAUCGCUUGGAUCAAAUAUCUAUUGCAGACAUAGAAGAUGUGAUCAAUAGAGGAGCUGGUUCCACUUACAGCUCGGCAGAUAUAUUGCUCCUGUUAGAGAAAUUGCAAGAAGACAAUAGAUUGAUGAUAGUUGAUGGAAUGGUGCAUAUGGUAUCAUAA